Messenger RNA from Closterium sp. NIES-67, 3813 nucleotides. NCBI's taxonomy places the organism in Eukaryota, Viridiplantae, Streptophyta, Zygnematophyceae, Desmidiales, Closteriaceae. The record is from the annotation of a GenBank genome assembly.
UGCUACCACAUGAUACAGGAUUGCUCAUAGGAUGGUACUACGGACGCGGCCCGCGUAUUUCUGUGACGAAGAUGCGUCGUCGCUCUGCAAUUCCAUCCCGCUCGACGUUUCGACGAGAGGCUCUCUUUCGCCGCUCUCCCUUCUCUCGACGUAUACGUCUCAAUUUUGCCUUUCUACAUCCUUUCACGCCGAUAUAUUCAUUGACAAUCGCCGCACCGUGGCUUUAAUAUUUUCUAUGGACGACACAGCCGCAUCCGCAAUCCACGCUUUCGCGUCGCUUCCUGAUUGAAGCGCUGCCGUCCGAAGAUCUUUCUGGCCGCGGUCGCCGCCAUUGUGCAACGCUGUACGACGUGCGACGUUGUACGACGUGCGACGUUGUACUACACUUGCUUCGCCAGGCUCACCAUGUCUCAUCCUCGGCGCGCUGCAACCGCCGUGGCCAAGUGGGCUCGGAGCGCCGUCGCGCCGCUGACACCCCGCAGCACAGCGCUCCCAGCCGCGGUCGCAGCGUGGCUCAAGCGGCGCGUGACCUUCUACCGCCUGCACAUGCUGUGCUUCGUUAUAGUCAUCCUCGCCGCUACGCUUAUCUUCUGCGUUGCCCCCAGCGGGCCAGCUGGUCCGAUGAGCUUCAUAGACGCGCUGUUCAACGCGACGUCCUGCGUGUGCCUGGCGGGCCUCAUCACUGUGGACGUGGGGGUGUUUACUGACGGCACCAACGUCGCACGGCUCCUCCUCAUGUUCAUUGGCUGCCAGGUGGUGACGUCCCUGGUGCCUGUCCUUGUGCGCCGCUACCACUUCCACCGCCACCUGGCCCACGCCAGCCUGCUCUAUCACCAUCGCCACCACUCCUCCGCCUCCCUCCCCCCCAUCACUGCAACUUCCGCUACCCAGCCAGGGGAAGACGGUGGGCGGACUGUGGGGCUGCCUGCUACAGCUGUAGCAGCUGCGAGUCCCAUGAGCGCCUGUAGCAGCGGCAAGGGCAGUGGUAAGGGAAGCAGCAAGGGCAGCAGCGGCAGCGGCAGCAGCAAGGGCAGACAGGGAGGCAGCGGCGGAGGUGGUCGGAGUGCGCUGGGGCAGCUGCAGGGGGUUAGAGUGCAUGCUGGGGAUGAGGGAGGGGGAGAUGAAGAUAUUGACGUUGAAGCAGGCUCAGCACACUCUAUCGCCCAUGACUCAGCUGCACACCCUGCUGCUGCUAACUUAACCGCAGCUGGAGAAAGUAGGUCUUUUGCCACAAUCCCCCCUCUUGUCUCUUCGCCAGCUGCCCCUUCCCAUGAGAUAGCUGCUGCCAGUACCAGCACCAUGGCUUCAGCAGGCACCAUGGCUUCAGCAGGCGAACGCCAUGUGGCCGCGGUAGGUGCAACUUCUGGUGCAGCAGCAGCGGCGGCAGCGGCAGCAACAGCGGCAGCAGCAGCAACCGCAGAUGCAACAGCAGCAGAAGCAGCAGAUGUGACAGCAGCAGGCGCAGCAGACGCAGAGGUGGCAGCAGCAGCACCGGUGGGGCGAAGGCCCCUGGCCCUGACAACCGUGCUGGAGAGACUGCUCGACGAGACUAGAGCAGGGCAGCACCUGGGGAAUCCGGGUGCCGGUAGGGAGGCAGGGGGGAGCGGAGGAGGGGGCGAGGGCGUGGAGGAAGGGUGGGUGGCACAGGGCGGGUUGCGUCGCAGGGUGGGUGGCGCAGUCGCAGGUAGAGUGGUGGAGGCAGAGGGGGCUGUUGGGACGCUGGGCUCGAUGACGUGGUCAGGGGAGACGGCUAAGAUCGAAGGGCAGCGCCUCCGACUGGCGCUUGAGGCGCUUAGAGCACAGCAGCAGCAGCAGCAGCAGCAGCAGCAGCAGCGGGGGGAGGAGGCGGGCGCAAGGCGCUUCUCCCUUGACUUCUUCACCUCCAGGCUCACUCGUGCUGCAUCUCUCAACCAGUCCGCGUCAGCGGCACUGCACCCACAUGGCCCAGCGCACUCGCCCUUCCUGCCGUGGCGCAGCAGGGAGCACCAGUUGAGCCGCUCGAGCAGCAUGAAUCGGACUAGCCUGGGGGACCUGGACUUCUGGGAUGCUGAUGGGUAUGCUGAUGGGUAUGCGGAUGCUGAUGCAGAUGCGUUGGUGGGCGAGAUGCUGACGGCGGCGCAGCCAGGCGAGCUCAGGUUCCUCGAGCUCAGGGCCCUGGAAACGCUGAGCUGGCUGGUGCCGGCGUUCCUCGCCUCAGUGCUGGUCGGGUCCUUCCUGCUGCUGCUGCUCAUCGUGAGCGUCUCUGCUUCCGCCAAGCGCACUCUGCAGGCCAACACCAUCAACAGCGUGUUCUUCUCCGCCUUUCAUGCAAUGUCGGCGUUUUCCAACACAGGGGCAGCGCUGCUGAACAGCAACCUGGUGGAGUUUCAGGGGGACCCUGCGUUCCUCAUCGUCACGUCCCUGCUCAUCCUGCUGGGUAACACUAUGUUCCCCCCCACUCUGCGGGCCCUACUGCUGCUCCUCCGCCGCUUCUCACGAGGAGAGAAACGGAUCGUCUACUCGUACCUCCUUUUACACCCACGCAAGUGCUUCACUCACCUCUUCCCACCGCGCUCCACCUGGGUGCUCGUGUUUACGGUACUUGCUUUCAACCUCACCGAGUUUGUCUUCUUCUGCGCCAAUGACUGGUCCUCGCCUGCCCUCGACGGCCUUUCCAGUGGCACCAAGGUGCUGGCUGGAUACUUCCAGUCGGUGAGCACACGCAAUGCGGGGUUCAACGUCAUUGUGAUCGCCCUCCUGCGCCCACCCAUGCUGCUGCUUUACCUUGGCAUGAUGUACGUGGCAGUGUACCCCUUGUACCUGACUCGGCAAUCGUCACGGGAGCAGCGGGAGGUGUACGACAAUGAGGACAUCGGGGUCUUUUGGGAGGACCUGCAGGGGGGUGUGCUGGACCACGGGGUGUUGACCCAGGGCAAGUGGCUGAUCCUGCGCGAUGCGCCGCUGCUCUUCGUGGCGCUGCUGGUGAUCUGCCUCAUAGAGAGCGCCAACAUCACCAGCGACAUUGCCAACUUCAACAUCUUCAACAUCGCCUUUGAGCUCAUCAGUGGCUACGGCAACGUGGGCCUAUCCCUGGGCUACACGUGUCCACCUGCAGCCGGCCCCUCCUGUGUCUCGCCGCCUUACAGCUUUUCAGGUGUGUGGAGCCCGUGGUCCAAGCUGGUGCUGGUGCUGGUGAUGCUGCUGGGCCGCCACCGAGGCCUGCCUGACAACAUUGAUGCCGCCAUUUCCAUCCCACACCGCAACCAGUUCUACCUUCAACCCACCAAACCUGCCGCACCUGCCGCUCCUGCCGCACCUGCUGCACCUGCCGCACCUGCUGCACCUGCCGCACCUGCCGCAGAAGGCUCGGGGGUGAGAGGGUGACUUGACAUGAUGACAUUGACACAUGGUGGUGCUUUCGGAAGAGCCACCACCACCCACCCACCACACCUCGGCUCGCUUGAUCUGAGCUGUGGGUCGGAAUGAGGACUUCUAAGAAUAGAUUAGGAUGCGUGUCAAGUCUCGUGUCAAAUCUCGUGUCGAGUCCAGUAAGACAGCAGAAGUCAUAGUGGCUAUGCCAUGCAGAAUGUGAAGGUAAUAGUGUGAAAUAAAUGAACACAUAUGUAAGAUGUAUUAUCUGUUCAUAUAGUCUACUAUGUACCCCUUGGUGUCAAGAAGCUAGGUUAGGAGCUAGGCAGAGGAAAGUAGUGCGGUUUUAGGCCAGGAGAAAAUGUAGAGAGAGUGAUGGACUAGAAGUGACGGGUACAAGGGGGUUGUACCCUCUACAGUAGGAUCCAGGAUAUGCAGUAAACCUACCUAGCCUAAUACACACAU